Messenger RNA from Dichomitus squalens LYAD-421 SS1, 2067 nucleotides. RefSeq lists its product as uncharacterized. NCBI's taxonomy places the organism in Eukaryota, Fungi, Basidiomycota, Agaricomycetes, Polyporales, Polyporaceae. The annotation marks the transcript as partial. The record is from RefSeq and is a predicted model, not a curated record. The transcript has a single exon.
GGUCUGGUUGCUGGGCCGAGUUUCCACAGCGGUUCCAUCGUGACGUCGCCUAAUGCGACGUUUGUGCCACGCUUUGCGAUUGCGCACAGUGAGGUCACGACUUUCACCGAUGGCCGUUGGGGUCGACACGAGUAUUCUCGCUGGCCGCAGGCUUACGAUCACGAUCUCGCGCACGUGGCGUGCUUACCACGCGUCCAUUCUGAACUCGCCCCGAAAGACGACAUUCUCUGGCGGACUUGGCAAGAGGAGGACUGGACGACAGUCAAUAGCGGGGUUGUCCGCAUGGGCCUGCUUCAAGCGGGGCUCUUUGACGAACUUGAGAGAGCCGCCUUGCGGGCAUCCCAGGCUGCCUCAGAUUGCCAGGACCCCCCGCCGUCGUUGGAGUACACCCGACUGUUCCUCUCGCUUUGCCUUAGUCACUGCCUGGAUCGCCUUCGGGCGAUCCCCGCAGACCGAUCUGUCAUCAUCGCUCUUGCCGCCCACGUACAGCGACUCUCACUUGAGCUCGUGGGCCUUCGUGUGUACCUGGACGUGGUAUCCCCUCGUAUGAUGAGUACGGAAGACUAUCGGGAUCAAUUGCUUGACGUCGUCGGGGCUCACACCCCCGACCCUAGUCUCGCUCAGCUCCUCCAUCGGGCCGGAGUUCCUGUAUGGCUCCACCAGCCUUUCCGGCCGAGUGUGGCGAUAUGGCAGGUCGUACCUGCCACGGAUCUUCCAUUCCAGUUUUCGAGGAAGCCCGCGUAUCCCCGCCUGGUGCUCGCUCUUCGAGAUCUAUCGGGCGCCCUUAAUACUGCAGGCGAGGCACAACGGGCGAUGACGGCGGCUGUCUAUCGGCAACCUUGUGCCUCGCAACUUCCGCAGCUUCGGCCAGAGGAAGAACACGAUGCCGCUCCGGGCACGAAGAGGCCCCGGCUUGAAACGCAAUGGCCGAAUGGAUGGGAUUCCACUGUGGGGAAUGCGCGCCCUGUGAUAUUCGAGCGCGAUGCCCGAGAGGCGAAGACCCUCCCUCACGAGCUCAAAUCUCCCGCUCCUCGCCUUACGUAUUCAAAACGUCGGGCCGCGCGCGAUCGGCGGCCCGGGAAGUCGUCACUCCCCGUUCCUUCGCCCCCUUCCAAAUCAGGCUUCGUCAUGAACCCCUUUCGCAAGCACUACGCCUCACGUACGAUGCAAACGUCCCCUGUCUGGUUGGACGUCCUCACACCCCUAGAGCCCUUGCCUCAGCCUACCGCCGCCGUUACUUACUACUUCCCGCCACCAUGGAUGCUGGACUGCCUCGACGGCUACGAGGCCCCGCGCGAUCGGAUGUCACGCUACAUUCAUCAUUUCGCGUCGAUUCGAAUGUUUUGCCGCCUGCGACUUUUCGACCAGACCAUUGCAGGUCGUCCCUUGACCAUUGCCGAAUGGCGGGAUGCCCUGUGGGGCGACUACGAGACAGAUGGUAACAGCGCCCCUGAUCGAUCCGGAGCAACUUCCAAGGACGCUGCCUCGGCCCGUGCGAAAGUCCGUCAUCGUCUGAAACAGUCCCUGCGAGAACUUUUCGGGCAGCACGCUGGUCUAUCAUCGUACGAUCCUGCAUCUUCGCCUCAGGUCGGUCAGGAUGUCAUCACUGCGGAGGCGGCGGAGACGAGAGACCACAUCCAGCAUCGUUUGGUAUGGGAGGCUCACGAGACCAACUGGCGUUGUGAGCUCCUCGCCCUGGACGCCCUGAUGACCGGUUCGCGCAACUGGGGCCAGAUGGAACGGUGGGCACGUGAGGCGCAUGUUUCGGAAGUAUGGGGUCCCCCGCGAUCUGGCAUGGACAUUUGUCCUGAUUGGGAGUCGCCCGACGUACACUUUUGUUGGUCGUCCCCGCCGGAGGACGACUGGGAGUCCAGUCGGCCGCAUCUCAAGGCCUUCGUCGAGCUCCUUUCCCGCUGGCCUGGUCGUCCAGCAGAACUCGGGGAUGAGGACCUCCCUGUCCGCCUGCAAGUUUGCGACCCUGAGGAAUUCCGUCGGGUGCAGACUAUAGCGGUGCGGUACUACGUACGUACGUUCAUCGAGAAGUUCCAGCGACUUCCGACACCCCCC